This is a messenger RNA of Closterium sp. Naga37s-1, 3690 nucleotides long. NCBI's taxonomy places the organism in Eukaryota, Viridiplantae, Streptophyta, Zygnematophyceae, Desmidiales, Closteriaceae. The record is from the annotation of a GenBank genome assembly.
AUGCUCCCGUCCGUCCCUCCUGUCACGCCCUUCCCGCCCCCAGGCGCUGCUGCCGUCCCUGUAACACUCGCCGACCCGGCAACGCCAGGGUCGAGGAGCCCGCAGGACGGCGCUUCCAUGGAGUAUGGUGUGCUCGUGCUGCUGCUGCCGGGGGAGGUCGCGGACAAGGGCAAGGGGGGCGCAGGCGGAGGCGGAGGGGCGGGCGGAGGGGGAGGGGGAGGCGGAGGGGGCGAGGGUGGCGUGAAGAAGUUCCGCCAGGAGGUGCUGGAGAAGGUGGAUACGGUUGCUGAGCAGGUGAGAGGGAGGGGGCGAAAGAGCGGUUCCAUGGAGUAUGGUGUGCUCGUGCUGCUGCUGGAGGAGGGCGAGCAGCUCAAGCAGGCCAAUCUCGAGGGCAAGUCCGCUGUCAAGGCCCGAGACAACUUCCUGCAGGCCAACCUGGAGGGCAAGUCCGCCGUCAAGGCCAGAGACAACUUCCUGCAGGCCCAUUCUCAGUCAUGUCUUGCUGUGGCUGCGUUCAUCUCCUCACUCCCCCCCGCCCACCGGGUGAUGAACGCCAAGAUGCUAACGCCAAUGCACUCCAUAACAGCCCUCUCCUCGCUCCUCGCCGAGUCGGACCUGAACGACGAGCAGCGCUCCAUGGCUGAAACCGUCGCCUUCUCCUCCACCCUCCUCGCCUCCCUCCUGUACGACAUCCUCGAGUUCUGGCGCCUGGAGGAUGGCAGAAUCAAAUCAACCUCCCCCUCUCCCGCCCUCCUCCCUCCUCCCUGCGUCCCCCACCCACCUCUGCAGGUGAUGAACGCCAAGAUGCGAACGCCAAUGCACUCCAUAACAGCCCUCUCCUCGCUCCUCGCCGAGUCGGACCUGAACGACGAGCAGCGCUCCAUGGCUGAAACCGUCGCCUUCUCCUCCACCCUCCUCGCCUCCCUCCUGUACGACAUCCUCGAGUUCUGGCGCCUGGAGGAGGACAACAUGAAGCUCGUGCUGGGCCCCGAGCAGUUUGAGCUGCCCGCUCUCGUCACCGAGGCGGAGACGCUCUCGUCUCCUAUUGCAAAGGACAAGGGCAUCAUGCUCACAUUCAAAGCUGAUCCCAACCUUCCGGAGAGCGUUGUCGGAGACGGGAACCGCCUGCUGCAGGUGCGUUGGUUGGUGCUAGCUAGCCUCUGUGUCUGUCUGCGCCACCCUGCUUGCCUCUCCCUCUUCCUCCCCCUCUUCCUCCCCAUCUUCCUCCUCCUUCCAUCUGCCUCCCCCCUCCUCGCCCUCCUCUCGCCACCAGGUGCUGCUGAACACGGCUUUGUGCUCAAGGCGGAGGCGGGGCACACGUUCAUCCGCUUCGAGGUGAAGGACUCGGGCGUGGACCUCCAGGCGGCUGACAUCCCCAAGCUGUUUGACAAGUUCCAGGAAGAUGAAACGAAAGGCAGCCGCACGGGGCUCGGAUUGGCUCUCUCGAGGAAGUUUGUGCAGCUGAUGAACGGGCACAUAUGGAUGGAGAGCAACGGGCGCGGCAAGGGCGCGACGUGCAAGUUCCUGGCCAUGCUGAAGCUCGAUGCUGAGGGCAGCGAUGGCAGCGACGACGACCAGGACGAGGGCCCUGACGUCAACUUCUUUGCUCUGCGGAUCAUGGUGGUGGACGACAACAUGGUGAACCGCCUCGUGACAAAGCGUCUUCUGGAUCGCAUCGGCAUCUCAACGCGGGUGGUGGAGUCGGGCAGGGAGUGUCUGCGCAUUCUGGCGGAGGAGCAGGACGAGGAGAAGUACGACGUGCUCCUGCUCGACCUCAUGAUGCCCGAGAUGGAUGGGUACACGGUGGCGAACAAGAUCCGCACGGAGCUAAAGCAGGAGCUGCGGCCGAUGAUAGUGGCGCUGACAGCCAACGCGGACGAGACCACCAAGGACCAGUGCCUGCGCCACGGCAUGGCCGGCAUGAUCACCAAACCCAUCUCCCUCAACGCGCUCCCCUCCCCUUUCCACUUCCCUUCUUUCCUCCCCCCUCCCCCCCAUCUUUCCGCCUCCCUUCUUUCCUCGCCCUCUUUCCGCCUCCCUUCUUUCCUCCCCCUUUUUCCGCCUACCUUCCUUCCUCCCCGCCUUUCCACUUCCCUUCUUUGCUUUCCCCCCACCCCUCCCCUCUCCAGAUGGAUGGCGCACGAAAUUGUUGAAGAGGGCGCGUGGGGGUGGGGAGUGCGGGCGCGGAGGAAGGGGGAGAGGGGAGUGGUGGAAGGGGUUGAUGGGAGAGGGAGGGGAGAAGGGGUGUUUUUAAAACUUGCUGAGGAGCAGAGAAUGUUGCCUUGGCGGAAGCCCACCGUCAUGCCUGGACCCAGCAACCCGGCAGUCAACCUCGAUGAAGCCAAAGGCGCUAAUGGCGUCGUGACGAACGUCCCUACUAGCGUCGAAAAGGCGGCGGCGGACGGUAACCUGGCUUCCUUGAAGGGUACGACAAUCGUGAGCACGACCACUGACAGUAUGCUGAUGGUGGCCGUGAAGAAUUCCGCGUGGAACGCCAUGAAGUGCAAAAACGGCAUGAAGGGCAUGGACGCGAUUGGAAAGGGCGCGUGCACUCCUUCGAACUGCUCCUUCGGCGGCAUUCCCGCCAAGUGGAAGACGUCGAACCUGCUCAAGAACAAGCUCGGUGUGGAGGUGUACGUGAAGGGCAACCCCCUUACGAUCAAGAAGGCUUCCCCGCAAACUUGCUGCAACUCGUGCGCGGGUUACCCUGGCUGCACGUACUGGCAGUACAUUCCCGAUAUCACCAUCGACGGCAAGAAGUCGGACGGUGCGUGCUACCUUGUGCACGACAACAUCGACUUCACGUGCGGAGAGAUGACGGCGCAGUAUGCGACGGACUCGAAGCCAAUUGCCCUGCAGGUGCGCACGGGCGGGGAGUGCAACCCCUCUUCGAAAAUCUCGAACGACCCGCAUCUGGUGGGCGCGUACGGGACGCACUUCGACUUCAACGGGCGCCCCGACAAGGCGUUCUGCCUGCUGGCCGACAAGGACCUUCACAUCAACAUGCUGCUGCGCGGGUACUACUCGGACGACACGGAGAACGCCGCGCUCGUCGUUGACGGCAAGGCCGUGCACACGUGGAUCAAGGAGCUCGGCAUCAUCUGGUUCGCCAACGGCGCCGACCACAAGGUGCGCCUCGCGGCGCGCGGCGGCAAGCAGCAGGAGCGCGGCGACGGAUUCAUGAAGACGAUCGAGAUCGACGGCAAGCAGAUGCCGAAAAUGAGCGUCGGCGACGAGGUGACGACUGAGGGCGGUCUGACGCUGCGAUUCGUGGCUCUGGAGAAGGAGGGUCCCUAUGACGUGGACUACUACACCCUCCAGAUCGACGGCCUCGUGGGUCUCGACCUGCGCCUGCGCGUUGCCAACCCCAAGCUUCAGACCCCCAACGACGCCGAGGCGCACAUCAAUGUCGGGAUUGUCGAGCUGGAGCACACCGACGACGUGCACGGCGUGCUCGGCCAGACGUACCGCCCCGACCACGCGGAGCGCGCCGCCAACUUCCAGAAGCUGAUCGCGAACCUGCACCGUCCGAUCUCGGCGGAGAGCGAGGAGGGCGCUGGGUUCCUUGACGGCACUCCCCGCAUGUACGAGUCGAGCUCCGUGCUGUCCGUGGACUGCGCGUACACGGAGUACCACCGCGCCAAGCAGCUGAGCCCCGUGCAGCAGUACGAGAUGGAGCCUCUCAACUAG